Molecule: messenger RNA, 2887 nt
Organism: Delphinapterus leucas (beluga whale)
Lineage: Eukaryota; Metazoa; Chordata; Mammalia; Artiodactyla; Monodontidae
Source: RefSeq, a predicted model, not a curated record
UGACGCUGGGCAAUUCACUUAGUCAUCUCUGCCUCAGUUUCCUUGUCUGUUAAAGUGGAGAUAAUGAAAGAACUUCCCUCACUAAGCCAUUGUGAACAUUAAGGGAGCUGUACAUACAGCUGUAGUACCUAGCACAGAAAUGCGUUCAAAAGUGAUCAUUAUUAUGAUUCCCACGGUCCACGAGAAGUGUACAAGGGUUCAGGCACAAGUCCUGAACUAAAGAAAUGGAAAUGGAAGGAGGAAAGGGCGGCUAAAGAGGGACUCAUCCUUAUAGGAUCGCUUGAUUAUUGUGUAUAAAGUUAGAGAAACUGGCGAGGCACCCACCCCAGGUGGCGCGCUGGCGCUCUGCCUCGGCGUCCUCGUUGCCCGUGGCAACCGGCAGUCCCUACCUCUGGCCCGGUAGGCGCUGCGCAGGGGCAGCAAGAUGGCUGUGAGCUCCUGGUCCUCAGAGCUGGGGUUCGGCAGCGAGAAGGCGCUGCAGGCGGCCGCUGUCUCCACUGGCCCCUCCCUGGAAUUAUGCACCUUCCCCUCCACCCUGGGCUCCUCGGUCGCGGCUGCCGCCCUGGAGCAGCUCUUUGUUGUCGAACAAUCACUGCAAAGUGACUACUUUAAAUGCAAUGAAGAAGCUAAGACCUUUCUUAAGGACGUUGCUAUUGCUGUUAAGAAAUUGGAAGAAAUGAGAAAAUCCACAAUUGAUCUUCUGGAAAUUGAAAGCAUGGAACUCAGCCGACUAUAUUUUCUACUGGAAACUCUUCCCACUAGUGUUAGCAGAGAAUUCGAAGAAUGUGUCAGGGAUGCCCGAAGAUUAAAUCUUGUUGAGAUAAAUCAAUUACACAUGAAAAUUACGAGGAUAAAUGAUGAAAUAGAGUUUCUGAAGAAGAAAAUACUUGAUCUGAAAAAAAUUAAUAAAGCUCUGGGUGAACAGCAAGAGGAACUAGCGAGGCAUUAUGAAAAUGUUGUCCUGUCACUCAACCAUGCGAUGAAAGAAAAAGCCACUACCACUGUUUACAUCAAUGAGACUUAUACCAAAAUUAACUCAGAGAAGAAAGAACUAGAAUUGCAAAGACAAUAUAUUCAAGAAGUAGAGGAGCAAAUGGAAAAAGAAAAAGCAGAAUAUUUGGGAAAAAAACAAAAGUUGAGUCAAGAGGUUCUUAGUGAUCACAAUUUAGAGAUAUCACAACUACAAGAAUCAAUAAGACAUUGGGAACAACAGGUUGAAGACGUGAAGAAAUCCUGUAAGAUCCUGGAGGAUAAAAUGCUUUUCUUUAGGAAUAACAAGGAAAAACUGGAUGAUGCCUCUAAUUUUGAAAAAAAUGAAUUAUUGCUGAAGAUAAAACAGAUGGCUGAAAAGCUACACAAAUGUCAUUUCGAGAACAAAGAUCUACGAGAGAAACUGCAUACUGUUUCGAGACAAUAUAAGAUUGUCCUAAAUGAGGAGGAUAAAGUUUUUAUGCAGAAACAGAAAAUUUAUUCUGAAAAUCAGAAACAACUGGCAUUUAUAUCUCAGAAAGAAAACGUCCUAUCAAAAAGAAAAGUAGACAUCAAAAAUAUGGAAGAAGGACUUAUCAGACUCAGUGAGCUUCAUCGAGCAACAAAGGAAGUAUAUCGGAAACAAAUAAAAGUCCUGAACGAUAACCUGGAAAGAAAAAAUCAGAGAUGUAUUGUAACUCAGUGGAAAAUAGCUUGUUUGCUAAAAAAACAUGCACGUUGGACCAACAUGAUAAGGGCUGAAAUACAAGAAAUUAUGGAUAAAAUUCAGGAUGCUGAACUUAGACGCAGUGAAUUAUUACAAGAGACCAGUUUUAGAGAAAAUGAGAUCAAUGAGUUUUUGGCACAGAUCGAACAACUUACAUUAGAAUUAAAACAAGAGGAAGAGGAAUUUGUUGCCAAAGAAAAAAAGUUAAUUCGAGAGUUGAGCAAGUAUGAGCAAAGAUUCGCUGAGGAAACACAAAUUAACAAAGAAAAGGAAGGUGAACUAGUCGAGUGUCUUCCACAGCUUCAGGUGGCAGAAGAAGAAUACACGGACAAAAACAGACAGUUUGAAAAUCUCAUUGAUGUUCUUACAGCACAAAAGCAGGAGCAGAAUUCACUGAAUGAUCACAUUUCUCAAUUGUCAAGAGACUUUUUAAGAUACCUUGACAACACGAAUAAAGUGAAGCAAGAAUUAAAACAAUUAAGAGAUCACGAAAGCCAUAAAAUCAAAGCUCAUUUUGAAGUUCUAAAGCACUUAGAAAAUGAAAUCUACGUACAUGACCUAAAAACAGAUGAUUUGCUCUUGGAAAAUAAAAGAUUAAAAGAGUAUAUUGCGUGCAUAAAGAACAGCACAGAGCAACACAGAAAGGGAGCAGAAGACCUCAUGUGCACCUCAAGUGACCUGUCGUCUCAGCUGACAGCUCUUCAGACACAAUAUUCGGAUUUGUGGACUGGAUUUUGGACUACACUUAAGGAAUUGGUAGAGAGUGGUAAUGAGACCUUGCAAGAAAUAAAAAAUCUGAUAGAGAAGCUGUAUGAAAGAGAUGAAAAAAUUGAGCAAAUCAGUAUUUGGCUUCAAGAGGACAUUGAAGAGAUGCGUUUUCUUAUGGAACAGGAAUCGCAGACGGACCUUCUCAGAAUUUUACAGGUGGGGUAUGAGAGCUAUGAGAGAACCUUAGAGGGAGAGAGACUUGACCUAGUUAAGGAAUCGGGAGAGGUCUCUGGAGAACUGGAAAUGGAGCUGAGAUGUAAAGGAGGAUUUCUGGAUUCCCUUACUCCACUUGUUUCUGCUCCUGGAGCACUGGCACCACAUGGGCUUUGGAGGAAGGUGGACCUGGGAUCAAAUCUCAGCUCUGCUUCUUACAUGUUAUUUAACUUCCACUCUUCAGUUGCCCUGGUUAAAUAUGAAUGCUAA